ACUGGCGCAUCCCUUGUGCUCUCCUGCGGUAAAGGACAGUUCAACCACUUUCGCAUCGCCGACAUAUCCAGUACAGUACCGCCCACCGCGUGCUUUCUGCAUGACUGUCGCACUGCCUACAUUGAGGGUCAACUCCGCAACACAUCUGAGAUUCCUGUGCACAAUUGCCUGACGCGUACAAGUUAAUUGGAUCAACUAAACAACUCGCAAAGAUGCCCAGCAUGUGGCUCACAGAUCUCCAAAAGAUCGGAGUGGCUUUCUGCUCAGGAGGUGGAUUGUUUCUGUUUGGCGGUGUUUUGAUGUUCUUCGAUCGCUCCAUGCUUGCAAUGGGAAAUAUUCUCUUCCUGAUCGGUCUCACGCUCAUAAUCGGCUUCCACAAAACGUUCAUGUUCUUCGCCAGACGUCAGAAACUCAAAGGAACCGCUGCUUUCAUGGCCGGCAUAUUGCUGAUUUUGAUUCGAUGGCCGUUAACUGGGUUUCUGAUUGAACUGUAUGGGAUAUUCGUCUUGUUUGGCGAUUUCUUUGCAACCAUUGCCUCGUUCGCGGGCAACAUUCCAAUCGUUGGUCCGUAUAUUCAGAUGGCAUUACAGUCGAUUUCAAGCGGGAGGAGAAAUGCCGAGUUGCCAGUAUGAGGAGAGGGUUCAAGCUGCUUGAGCAAAAAUAUCAAUCAGACUUUUGAUCCGAAUGCGUCCAUCAACGCAGUUGGUCAAUCAAAUCACCAGCACACGAUACACGGUCUGGAGCCAACCAAGUUCGCAGACAAAUUGAUGGUGCCAUCGAUCAAAGAGACUCGCAGAUUCCCAGGGGCUGGUAUUGAACGUCAGAAGGCUGAAAGACGACGACGACGGCCAUGCCGCUCUCCAGCUAUAAACCAAGCAGACGGCCAGCCAUGAGCUCAAGUCCGAGAAGUGCGGACGAAAGGACGGAAUAACCAGCCAUAACAGCCAGAAACGCAGACCAAGAACGAUUUCAACAAGGAGAUUGGGCCACCUCGCAGAACCCGAUAUUUCAAGUGGACGUCAACACUUUGCACACCGUCCGUACAGGGACUACAGUUCAAGGCUUGGAACGCUUAUUGUUAUUGUUACAAAUGGAGGAAUUUUCCAUCAGUUUGGCACCAGAUACCUGUAGAUACGGUACCGCGCCAGAAGGACCAGGACCAUUUCCGAGCCAUUGAUGAACCGCACCGUCCACCCUGGCUGUCGAACAUGACCGAAACCAUCGCAUCAUGGAAGGAAUGAUGGAUGGGUUGAAGCUGAAACAUGGUCGUGGAAUCGUGCCAUUGAUGUCAAGGCUCGAUAGAAGGUUAGAGGAUGAUCAUACACGGCCCAUUCUAACGUGUUACCAUAUCAAUGAUUCACCUGAUCGUGUCAUGUCAUCGAGAGGCUCCUUCCAUUUUCCAUUAUCGAUCAAUCAAUACCACUGCAUUCAUUGCUCGAUGCAAACACACAUGCACGCAUGAGGCACGAAGCCGAAGCCGAAGCGCAGCUGAAGCCCACCUCACCUCAGGGACCUUAUUCAGUCCUGUCCUGGCCAAGUUGGGGUUCCCUUCCCUUAGAUAACCACCAUAAUCAAGAAAUGUACGAAUCAACGAAAAAGAAAGUGUCAAGAUAAUUUUCUCAUCCUGAUCAGAUCAGAUCACCAUAUUAGUAUGCUCUACUAGUAAGUAGGCUUACUAGUACGCUGUAUCACCCACACACCCACACUCACAAACAAUAUCAUUCCAAGGUUAUAUUCAUUCCGAC
Messenger RNA from Exophiala dermatitidis NIH/UT8656, 1745 nucleotides. RefSeq lists its product as uncharacterized. The record is from RefSeq and is a predicted model, not a curated record. Bases 213 to 632 code for a protein of 139 amino acids. NCBI's taxonomy places the organism in Eukaryota, Fungi, Ascomycota, Eurotiomycetes, Chaetothyriales, Herpotrichiellaceae. The transcript is spliced from 5 exons. Gene Ontology annotation, biological process: endoplasmic reticulum to Golgi vesicle-mediated transport; retrograde transport, endosome to Golgi. Gene Ontology annotation, cellular component: COPII-coated ER to Golgi transport vesicle; endoplasmic reticulum; Golgi cis cisterna.